CAAUUAGAUGCAUAUAGCUGUACAUGUACAACGAAACCCUGCUCCAGAUGUCCAUAUACUGGCUGCUGGAAUGUGUAUUUAUAAGCUGGUUGUCUUGUCCUAGCUAGCUAUAUAGGUGGAAUUGUAGAUAUAGAUCAGGUAUAAUCGGACCUGUUUAUUGGAUCUCGGCAACUAAAGUAGCUCGAUCAGUACUAUAUAGUGUGUCACUGAAUGAGUAGUCAUCCUAAGAUUACCUUAAUCAAAGGAACACAGUGUCUUCAAUGGCCAGCUCAACUCAUGGUGUUGAAUCCAUGGAGAGUACUGAUCGUACAACAGGAGGAAAUAUGCUCUCUAUUGACGAUCUGCAUCAUGUUUUAAAUAUCCUUAUUGAUGCUAGACAUAAGUGGUACAACAUUGGGCUGGCUUUGAAUGUUCGUGAACUUACUUUGAGAAAAAUACGAGCUAAUUUUCAGAGUUUGGAGUGUAAGGAUGUCGAUUGUCUACGAGAGAUGUUGUCUCAUUGGCUGCGAAAUAGUCGAUCGACAACCUGGCAGAACAUCAUCCGAGCUCUUUGUUCGCGAUCUGUAGAUCAGAGAAAAAUUGCUGAGAAUAUAGCCCAAUCCAAAGGUCUCACUGCACCAGCUGCUCAGAAUCCAAUAGCGUUCAGUGCAUCAGAGGAUGUAUCACAACCGACUGAACGUACUCUUACUCAACAGCACAGUGCUAGUAUGCCAUCAUUGGGUGGUGAUUACAUGUCCUUUGCAGGAGAUGAGCUAUCAAGGGAACAUCGUGCCUCUUCAACUGCCUCAAUGACCUGCAAUCUCAACAACCCAACUCAUGCUGGGCCCAUUGAUUUCCCCCAUAUGUUGCGAUGGAACAGUCCAUGUGAUAUUCGAGCUCUUAAGGAAAUAUCCAGCCCCAUCGAUGCUGCAGUUCACGAUGACACGGCAUACUUCAGGCCCUAUCAGACCAGGAAAAUCUAUUUAUACAAUUUGACGAGGGGAUGGUCAAUAGCAGCUGAUUGCCUUGUCAGAGAUACUUCUUUGGUUGUGUUGCCUGUUCCUUACAAACAAGCUGUUCGUUUCCUUCUUCACACAAUCGGUGGAGUCGAGCGUAAAAUUCAUCGGCAAAAUAAAAACGAAGAAGAAUACACAGAUGCUAUUUAUCAGUUGACCGAUCCUGCUCACAGAGAAUGGACACGUUCAAUUUACCCAAUAUUGAGGACGAAACGAAGCCAGAUGGCAGUUGUGUUCAGCAAUGGAUGCCUAAUCAUAGUUGGGGGCAACAGUGCUCAUGGAAUAAUACAAACAGUCGAUGUUUUGAUCGUUACAUCCCAAGACAAGGUAUGGCAUGAGGUUGCCUGUCUUCCUUAUAAAGUGUUUCGUGCUUCUGGCUGUGUGUGCAAUGGCAUGCUUUACAUACUAGGAGGAUACGUGGUUAGAGAUGGAGAUAUUGUUCCAACAAGGAAUGCAUGUGUAGCAACAGUGUCGCAACUUGUUAAAUCUCACACCAACGAUCAUGACAUCUUCAGGAAAAUACAAAGUCUGGAAUUUAAACACUCUGGAUGUGUGUCGUUUCGCAAUCAUGUAUUGGCAAUUGGAGGCUCGAAAUUUGACACGGAGACACAUCAGCAAAAAGGGGUGAAGCUUGUCCACGUCUAUCACACUGGUGAGAAUGUUUGGAAGGAGCUGAAAGGUCAAUUGUCUGAGCCUCGAUGUUUAGGUUUUGCUGCCGCUUUUGAGAACAAGCAAAAGUUAAUGACUGUAGGAGGGUAUAAUAGACCUUAUGGAACAUGUACUGAUACUGUAGAGUUUGCAAUCAUUCCCAGUGAUGAGCCAGAGCAAGUCUGUCAGGCCCCACUACAGUCUGAGAGGGAAGCUGGCGUUGAGGAGGCGUUGGUGAGUGAUGCACAGCUGGACCGUGUGCGAGAAAGGAAGGCUGAAAAAGAUUCUUUUAAAAUGGAUGAUGUAAAGAAGCAAAGAAAGAUGGACAAAGGAAAGGGCAGAGUCAGCAGCAGAGAUGAGAGUCAAAGUGUUCACGCUCAAUGUACUUUACUUUAAAUUAACAUUAAUUAGCACCUACCUUAACCAUGAUUUGAUGUUGAUGUUGAUAUCACUCUUUUCUAACAAUUCUCAUUGUAAUGUUAGUGUUCCACUUCUUCCCUUUGUUGUUGUGCAGCCUGCAUCAAUCAGCUUUGUUAUGUGUUUUGUAGAAUUCAUUGUGUUUUGACAGUU
This is a messenger RNA of Halichondria panicea, 2213 nucleotides long. RefSeq lists its product as uncharacterized. The record is from RefSeq and is a predicted model, not a curated record. The coding region runs from base 261 to 2039 and encodes 592 amino acids. Gene Ontology annotation, molecular function: protein binding. Gene Ontology annotation, biological process: signal transduction. NCBI's taxonomy places the organism in Eukaryota, Metazoa, Porifera, Demospongiae, Suberitida, Halichondriidae. The transcript is spliced from 5 exons.